This is a messenger RNA of Rhipicephalus microplus (southern cattle tick), 405 nucleotides long. RefSeq names its product visual pigment-like receptor peropsin. NCBI's taxonomy places the organism in Eukaryota, Metazoa, Arthropoda, Arachnida, Ixodida, Ixodidae. Gene Ontology annotation, molecular function: G protein-coupled receptor activity. Gene Ontology annotation, biological process: G protein-coupled receptor signaling pathway; visual perception. The record is from RefSeq and is a predicted model, not a curated record. Gene Ontology annotation, cellular component: membrane.
AUGGUUUUCUUUUCAGGGUUGGUCGGCAGUGUUGGAAACGGCAUAAUCCUGGCUAUGUACGCGUGUGUGUCCUCGGUGAUGGACCCAACGAGCCUGCUCCUCAUCAGCCUGGCGGCCUCUGACUUCGGCAUACUCAUUGGCUGCCCAUUUUCGGCCUCGGCCAGCUUCUCUGGCAGGUGGAUCUUCGGUUACUCGGGAUGCCAGGCAUAUGCCUUCAUUGGCUUCUUCUUCGGCUCGGCUCACAUCGGAACACUCACUCUUCUAGCCCUGGAUCGAUACCUGGCCACCUGCCGCAUCGGCUUCCGUGGGAAACCUACGUACAAGAGAUACGUCCAGCUUUUGGGGAUGGUUUGGUUCUACGGCUUGUUCUGGGCUGUCAUGCCUCUGUUUGGAUGGGCCAGGUAA